Messenger RNA from Apus apus (common swift), 3917 nucleotides. It is a transcript of the gene IL15RA, whose product is annotated as interleukin 15 receptor subunit alpha. The record is from RefSeq and is a predicted model, not a curated record. The transcript has 7 exons. Bases 1051 to 1950 code for a protein of 299 amino acids. Gene Ontology annotation, cellular component: plasma membrane. Gene Ontology annotation, molecular function: interleukin-15 receptor activity. NCBI's taxonomy places the organism in Eukaryota, Metazoa, Chordata, Aves, Apodiformes, Apodidae. Gene Ontology annotation, biological process: interleukin-15-mediated signaling pathway.
UCCAUCCUGACCAUGAAUCCCUCCAUCCUGACCAUGAAUCCCUCCAUCCUGGCCAUAAACUCCUCAAUCCUGGCUAUGAACUCCUCAAUCCUGACCAUGAAUCCCUCCAUCCUGGCCAUGAACCCCUCCAUCCUGGCCAGGAAUCCCUCCAUCCCAGCAGUGACUGCUCCAUCCUGGCUGUAUGCUUCUUUAUCCCACUGUUUCUCUAUCUCUCCAUCCUGGAGCAUCACCUGGUGUGGUGGGACAGGAGCUGGCAGCAGCAGGGACCAUGGAUGAGUCACUUCCAUGCUGUGGCAGGGAUCCAGGCACGGGAGCAAUCCUGAAGCAACCAAGAAACCUUCUCCAUUGCAGCAGAAAAAGAAGUGACAUGUUCACACUCUCUUGCAAAACCCUCCUCAGAUCUAGACCGAGCGGGAAGCACGAGUUCUCCUGGGGAGAAAAAAAAACAAGCCUGGGAAGUGGCUGGAGAACCUGGAAUUUUUCAUGUCCAGCUGCAAAAGAAGCAGAGUAAAAAGGGGUUGGAAAGAGCAGCCAAAGUGCUGCUGGCCCAGGGUGGGUCACUGCAGGGGAGUCUCUCUGACCUCUUCCCUCUGGUGAGCAACGAUAGGACCUGAGGGGAUGGUAGGAAGAUGUGCAGGGGGAGGUUUAGGUUGGACAUCAGGAAGAGAUUCUUCCCCCAGAGGGUGGUGGAGCACUGGAAGAGGCUCCCCAGGGAAACAGCAAUGGCACCGAGCCUGGAAAUAUUCAAGCAGCAUUUGGACAACACCCUCAGGGACAUGGUGUGAACUUUGGGGUUGUCCUGUUCUGGGGCAGGAGCUGGAAAUGGUGAUCCAGGCUGCCCGAGGAGGUGGUUGAGCCACCAUCCCCGGAGACAUCUAAGAAGACAGAUGAGGUGCCAGGGUUUAGUGGUGGCCGUGGCCGUGGUAGUUGGCCUGGAUGAUCUGGAAGGUCUUUCCCAACCAGAGUGACACUUGACAGUGUGGAUGAAAUUCUGCCAAGUGUCCCCAGUGACCAGAGGAGCUGCUCCAGGUGACCACAAACCUGCUGAAAAUGGGAGCCUUCCCAUUCCCCAUCCCCUGUGCACAGGCACCCCCAUCUCCCCCCCCUUCUGGCUGGACGAGGCUCUCCCAGCACCACCCCCUGGCAGGAUCUGUUCCCCUUCAACCCAAGAAGGUUCCUCAUCUCCCCGUUAGGAUUUUUUCCCCCCCUCUCUCAUUUUGUCGGGUUCCUUUUCCAGCCCCCCCCUCCCCAGCACGCUGCAGCCACCCCAAGGAUGUGGCCAAUGCCCAGAUCGAGGUGGGCAACAACACCCUGCUCCACACCCACCUGCGCUACACCUGCAAGCCGGGCUACAAGAGGAAAGCAGGGACCUCCAGCCUCAUCCAGUGUGUCCUCCCUGAUGGCUCCAAGGAGCCUACCUGGACACACACCACACUCCAGUGUAUCCGAGACCCAGCUCUGUCCCGCCGCAGCCCCAGCCCGGAGCUCCCGGACGCGCCGCUCAGCGAGACCGUGACCCGGAGAGGAACCACCAACACCAGCCCGACCUCCAGCCCCUCUCCAGCAGCAACACCCAGGCUGCCAGGACCUGCCAGCCUGUCACCCUUGCCACCAGCACUCGAUGGGGUGUCACCAGAGACAUCCACACUGCCAGAGAUGCCCCCAUCACUGGAGACAUCCACACCAGGAGAGGGGACAGCCCCAGGAACAUCUUUGGGGACAACCCCACUGCCCCCCACCCCCAUGGACCACACAGCAGUUCCCAUCCAGAUCGUGGCCUCUUCCAUUGGGCUCCUGGUGGUGGUGGUGGCCGGCGUGGUGGCUUGUUGCUGCUGGAGGAUGAAAAUGCGCGCGGGGCAGGACUACACGGUGGCAGCCACCUCCAUCCCCAUGGUGGCUCCAGCUGCUGAGAACGAGAGGCUGCCACUUGAUGUCCUCCCCAUGGGCUGAGCACCCACCACUGGGCAACUCGUUGCACCCACCAGCCCAGAGGAUGCUGGGGGAGGGGGCUGGGAUGGAAACCAAGAUGCUUCCCUGAGCGGCGGUGGAGCACGUCCUGGUCCUCAGCCACCCUCUGCAAGGAGCAUCCGUGCUCCAAGGACAUGUGGCUGCUCUUCCCAGCCUGAAGAAAUGGUUCUCAUGGGUGAGACAGCUCCAGCACCCAAAGCCCCUCACUGCUGAGUCCCACCAGCAGCCACGGGUGCCGACAGCAGGUUGGUCCUCGGACGCCGCUCCCGGAUCAGGACCCUCAGGGAUCCUUUGGAGGCACCUCCAGCACCAACCCUGGGUUCCCUCCAGCUCUGGACACUCCCAGAGGACCACAAGAAGGAGUGAUUCCACCACAGACACCAGCCGAGCCUGAAGGCAGCGCCAGGAGCUGGGAAAAGCUCCCCUCGGGGUGUUUUCCCUUCCUCCCAUCACCAGGUGUGGUCCCGUGUGUCACUUCCCCUCUGGCAUGGACCAGGCAGCUCCAUCCUGCUGCUGCUGGAUGGGUCAGUGUGGACAUAUUGUACCUACAACACCACACACAUCAGGGGGCUUCUUGGUCAGGUUGGGUGUCUCAACAGCCACGAUGGUGGUGGGGAGCACAGAGGGGCCAGAUGGGAGGUGGGCUGGGGUGAAACCCAUCUCUGUGGCAACAAGAAGCCUGGAGGCAAAGGGUGACAGCCAGGGCAGCAGGGUGGUGAAAGGAUUUUCAGCUGGAAACCUGGAGACAGGAGAGGAGAGGAGACCUUCUUGCUCUCUACAACUGCUACAGGAGGUAGAGAGUUGGGGUCGGUCUCUUCUCCCCAGGAAGAAGUGACAGGACAAGAGGAAACAGCCUCAAGUCACACCAGGGGAGGCUGAGAUUAGAUACUAGAAGGAACUUCUUCACUGACAGGUUUAUACAGCACUGGAAGAUGCUGCCCAGAGAGGUGGCUGAAUCCCCAUCCCUGGAGGGGUUUCAAAGCCAUGGAGAUGUGGUGCUGAGGGACAUGGGUUAGCUCUGGACUUGGUAGAGUUGGGUUAAUGGUUGGACUUGAUGAUCUUAAAGGUCUUUUCCCACCAGAAAGGUUCUGUCAUCCUGUAUAUAAAUUUCCACCUCCUCUCCUUGCUGCUGUGCCCUUUCCUCCUGGUUGUUCUGAUGAUCUGGUCUGGUGGAGCUGGAGGUAGCAGCACUUUGGGCCCAAACCCCCCAGCAGCAACACCUGCUCGUCCUCAACCUGCCACAGGACGUUUUGGAAGGGAUCCCUGGAGGUGUGACAUCAGUGCCAAGCUCUGCUACAUCCAGCACCCAAGUCUUGGGUGAACUUCUCCCCACGCUGGGGUGAGCAGAAGAGGGAAAGACCUUCCUGGGACUGGUGCUUCGAAAGUGAAAGGAGAGCCAGCAAAGCCACCUCCAUUCCACUGACACCCAGGGCAAUCAGCAGGAUGCAGGAGCUUCCUCCAGCAGGAACAGCCCGUGGCUCUGGGCCCACAUCCAAGAGCUGAUCUCUUCCAGAACCACUUUCACUUUUCAUCUCGGCACAACAGGGGGUCCAACAAGCCAUGGUGCCUUCCAAAAGGAGAAGACACCAUCUGGCUGAGGAGAGCCCCACUGCUGCUGGUGGGAAAUCAGCACGACCCAAGGCGACUUCUGAAGGGAAGAGAAAAAUAAAUGGUGAAAGCUUCUCUUUUUGGUUACAAAUUUAAUUUCGGGAUGGAAACCACCCGCAGGCUGUCUCUGGAGUUGGACAGGAACCCAACCAGAGCAGUUUCUGAAAGGCUGCUUUUCCUCCUGCCUCAUGGUUUCCUGCAGGGAGAAGGGAAACAGGAAUCUGGGGAGACCCCUGAGUUUCCAAACAAAGGAAGUUCCCUCAGCUGGGAGAGAUGCAGGACUUCCUCCCAGACCUGACAGUGACAUUAUUCCCAUUAAAACAGGUUCCAGGAAAAGGUCC